CUCCAAGCGCAUCGCAUCCUCGCGCCUCACGCCCUCUCCACACCGGCCCACACACGCACUCCCGCCCGCCCGCCGCUAGGACCACACGCCGCCGCCGCAAGCAUGUACGGCGCCGGCCAGUGGGGCGGCCAGCAGGGCCAGCCGCAGCAGCAGGGCUACAUGCAGCCGCAGAUGACCGGCUAUCCGCAGCAGCAGCAGGGCCAGUUCCAGCAGCAGCAGCAGCAGCGUCCGAUGCAGCAGCAGGGCUUCAUGCAGCCGCAGCAGACGGGCAUGAUGGGCAUGCAGCCGCAGCAGACCGGCAUGAUGGGCGGCAUGGGCAUGGGCAUGCAGCCGCAGGCAACGGGCAUGGGCAUGGGCGGCAUGGGCAUGGGCAUGGGUGGCAUGGGCCUGGGCGGUCCCGGCAUGGCACAGCAGCGCUUCGGCGGCGGCGGCGCGCCGUCGCCCGGCAUGCUCGGCCCUGGCGGCAGUGGCAUGCUCGGCGGCCAGCAGCCCAACCGCUUCCUCUCGCCGUCGCCCGGCCUCGCGCCGCAGCAGACGGGCAUGAUGCGCCCGCAGCAGCAGCAAGGCCUCUCGCCGCAGAUGACCGGCUACCCCGGCAUGCAGCCGCAGCAGACGGGCCUCAUGCCGCAGAUGACGGGCAUGCCGAUGGACCCGCGCAUGCAGCUCAUGAGCUCGCAGUUCCUGCCGGCGUCGCAGCCGUUCAGCGGCGGCGCACCGCUGGCGUCCAACAUGAACUUCAGCAACGCCUCGAUGCAGCCGGCCAACUUUCAGUCGAGCAUCCAGACGCUCUCGCAGCAGCAGGCCGGCACGCGCGAGCCGCGCAUCCCGUGGGCGCUCAGCAAGGAGGAGCGCAAGUCGUACGACGCCAUCUUCCGUGCAUGGGACCAGCAGGGCACCGGCUUCGUCUCGGGCGACGUGGCGCGCGAGGUCUUCGGGCAGAGCGGCCUCGACCAGGACCGCCUGAUGCAGGUGUGGCACCUCUCCGACACGGAGAACCGCGGCAAGCUCAACCUCGCCGAGUUCCACGUUGCUAUGGGCCUCAUCUACCGCGCUCUGAACGGCAACGACAUGCCCAACGAGCUGCCGCCGGAGCUCAUCCCGCCCUCGGCGCGCGACCUGUCGGAGAGCGUCGACUUCCUCAAGGACCUGCUCAAGCGCGACACCAACGUGCGCAACACGACGGGCCUCAACAUUCCCGAGGCCGGCAGCAACUCCAACACGUCGUACUCCAAGACGCGCUCUUUCCACGAGAACCCCGUGGCGCCGGGCGCCGGCGGCGUGCCCAAGAAGGACGCCGCCGCGUACAAGCACGAGGACGGCUCCGCCACGAGCGGCUACAAGAGCAGCUCGCGCCAUCUCGACCGGCGCACCGUGCGCUACGGCGGCGAGAGCGCUGCCGACGAUCUCAGCGAGAUGAAGCGCCAGCUGACGAGCACACAGCGUAUGCUCGACGAUGGCAACAAGUCCGACGACGACGACGAUGCGCGCGAGCUCGAGCGCGAGAUGGAGGAGCUGCGCUUCCGCAUCCGCCGCGUGCAGGACGACAUCGAGUACUACAACCGCCGCGGCGGCCGCGAGUCGGGCGAGAGCCGGCGCAAGGCCGAGCGCGAGCUCAUGCACCUGCUGCACGAGCGCCUGCCGCUGCUCGAGAAGCGUCUCGAGGCCAAGGACGCCAAGAAGCGCGACCGCCGCCUCGACGAGAGCCGUGCGCGCGACCGCCGCAACGAUGCCUCGUACAGCCGCGGCUCGGCGUACCGCGACUCGGACCGCGACUACUCGCGCAGCAGCUCUGCCGCGCAGGACCGCGACGACCGGGACCGCCGCGACGACCGCAGCCGCUACGACGACCGGGAGCGCGACCGCUACGAUGACCGCGAGCGCGACGACGAACGCCGUCGGCGAGACGAUCGCGAUGCGCGCCCGCGCAGCCCGGCGCCCGCACCACCCGCACCGCCGGCCCCAGUGGAGCGCGCCGCUCCGCCACCGCCGGCGCCAGCUGCUGCUCCUGCCGCUGCUGCUCCGCCACCGGCCGCCGGCCCGCCCAAGAACGCCACGCCCGAGGAGCGCCAGGCUUGGAUCCGCGAGCAGGCGCAGAAGCGCAUCCAGGAGCGCAUGCGUGCCCUGGGCGCCGUCGCCCCCUCCUCAGCUCCGAGCGCGCCGGAUCCGACUGUCGAGGCGCGGCUUGCAGCUGACAAGGCCGAGGCUGAGGCCCGCUCCGCUCAGGCCGACGAAGAGGCCCGCGUGCGCGAAGAGGCGCGCAAGGCUCGCAUCGAAGAGCAGCGCCUCGAGCGCGAGAAAGUCGCCGUGCAGACGGUCAAGGCGGAGGUCGCCGAGCAGGCGGCCAGCGAUGCGCCGCCGCCGCUCGCCGUCGUGCAGGCGGCCAAGGAGGAGAUCAACGACCAGGAGGAGAUGAUCCGCCGGCGCGAGGAGGUGCUCAAGAAGGAGAAGGAGGAGCGCAUGGCGCGCCUCAAGAAGCUCGAGGAGGAGGAGGCAGAGGCACAGCGGCAGGAAGAAGCCUUCAAGCAGAAGCAGAGCAUGUUCGCCAGCAAGCCGGCUACAAGCUCGGCCCUGCCGGCACCGGCGCGCAAGGGCAAGGGCGGCCCGCCGCCGCCGCCGCCGUCGCGCAAGGCUGGCGCGUCUGCAGCUGCCUCGGCCGCUGCGCCGCCGCCUGCGCCGCCUGCUGCCCCGGCGGCUCCCACGCCGCCGGCUCCGCCGGCGCCGCCAGCUGCGCCCGAGGCACCUGCCGCCGCGCCCGGCUCCACGAACCCGUUCCACCGCAUGCAGGGCGGCGCGCCCGCUGCUGGUGCUGCAGCCGCAGCCAGCACGAAUCCCUGGGCCGCAUCGUCUCCCGGUGGCCUUCCCGCUCCCUCGCGCUCGGCGGCGCCAUCCGCCCCUGCUGCGCCCGCGCCGCCGACAUCGUCCGCCUUCCGCGCGCCCCCAUCGCGCGCCGCGCCGGCCGACGACGACUGGGGAGACUCGGACAAGGACGACGACGAUGACGAUGACCCGGACGGACCUGGCAGCAGCUCGCGCGCCACGAGACAGAACCUCGCCGCCGCGCUCUUCAGCGGCCUCGUCCCGCAGGCCACCGGCCGUGCCACGCCGCCGUCCGCUCCUGCCACGCCCAAGUCGGCACCGCCGCCGCCUGCCGCGCCGCCCGCACCACCAGCUCCUCCGGCCGCCGCGGCGCCGCCUGCACCGCCUGCUCCUCCUGCUGCGCCUCCGGCCCCGCCGGCGCCUCCUGCUGGCGGCCCGCCGGUCUUUGGCGCGCCUGCGCCACCGCCGCCGCCGCCGGCCGCACCUUCCGGCCCCUUCGUGCCGCCGCCGGAGGCCGGCAACCGCGGAGCGCUCCUCGGCGCCAUUCAGGGCGGCCUAAAGCUGCGCAAGGCCGUGACAGUGGACAAGUCUGGCCCGCUCGUGGCCGGUGCCGUCAAGGGCGACCCAGGCCCGCCGGUGCAGAAGUACGUGCCGCCGCCGAGCCCUCCGCCUGCGCCCGCAGCGCCGAUGGCUCCGGAGCCCAACUGGAACCGGCAGUCCGUCGACUGGGCCAACAACAUGGCCGUCGACCAGAUGAACGGCCAGAAGGCCAGCCUGCUGCCCGAUGAGCCGUCGGUGCGCGAGGAGCCCGAGGACAGCGGCGACGAGGACGAGGCGCCCGAGGACCCCAACGGCCACAACCUGCCGGCCCUCAGCGUCGAGCCCCCGAACGGCGGCUACACACCUGCCGAGAUCGACACGCCUGCGACUGCCGCAGCGGCUGAGGACGCGACUGCUGCAGACCCCGAGGACCCGACGGCCGACUACGACCUCACGCAGUCUGUGCGCUGCCGCUCACUGUAUGCGUACGAGGCACAGCGCGACGAGGACCUUGGCUUCGAGGAGCAUCAGGUCAUCAUCGCGCACCCGGCCAAGGACGCCGGCGGCGACUGGUGGUACGGCACGCUGCUCUCCGGCGCCGCCGGCACCAAGGGCACCUUCCCCAAGGCCUACGUGCAGCCUAUCCAGCCUGCGCAUGCCAAGGCGCUCUACGACUUCACAGGCUCUUCGGCCGAAGAGGCAAGCUUUACUGUCGGCCAAGAGCUCAUCGUCGUGGACCAGGAGGACCCGGACUGGUGGCGUGUCGACCACGCGGACCAGAUCCUCAUCGCGCCGGCGGCCUACCUCGAGCUGAGUGUCGCUCAACGAAGCGAGGUGCCCAAGCCGGCUGCUGGCAGCGCAAGCACGCCGCCUGCUGAGCCUGUGCCCGUUGCGGCCAGGCUGGCGGAUGCGCCGAGCGCUGUAGCUGCGCCACCCGUGCUGGCACCUCUGGCGCCCGAGGCCCGAGAGCUAAGCUCGCUGGGCAGCCCCGCAGACGUCCCCGACGUGCCGCCGCGGCUCGCCACGCCUCCGCCAGGCACGGACGAGGCGUUGCAGCAAGCGCUGCGCGAGUCGCAGCAGCAGCAUGCGGCCCUCGAGCGUCUGCAGGACCCUGGCGAAGACGACGCGGCGGCGCUGCGUCAGGCUCUCGACGAGUCGCAGAAGGACGACCGCUUGCUGCGCGUGGCCCGAGCACGAGAGGAGAAGGACCUUCAGCGGGCGCUGGAGCUGUCGCGACAGGCUGCGAGCACUCCGCCGCCUGCCGAGCCCGCUGCGCAGCUCAGCGCCUCCGAGCUGGUCGAGACGGCCGACGAUGACGAAGACGACUCCUCUGAUGAGUCGGCCACCGGCUGGACAUCAAGCGAGGACGAGAGCGAGGAAGAGGAGGCCGCCGAGAUCGAGACGGAGGAGACGCGCCGGCAGCGAGUCAUGGAGCGGCUGCGCGUGCUCGAGGCUGCCGGUGUGAUCGUGCGUAACGAGGACGAGACAGCCGGCGGCGAGGACGGGGAUGCAGCGGAGGGCAACGCUCCAAUGCGGCGACGCAGCACAGUGCGUCGCAAGCCAGAGGCACCCGAGCGACGCAAAACGGUGCGCCGGAACCGCAGCAAGAGUGCCCUCAAGCCUCGCCCCGAGCGGCCGCUGCCUCCGCCUCCCGCGCCGGUCGAGCCCGAGAAGCAGAUCGACGAUGCGUACGACCGCUUCCAGCGCAUGGCAGCCGAGGUGUCGCUGAGCCAGGAGUCGAGCGCAGCCGCCGUCACGUCGCCGAAGCGCGCUUCACGCCGGACCUCUGCUGGCCCUGGGGGCUCCGCGACGCCGCCGAUGCCCUCGUCCCCGCCGCCAGAGAGCGCCUCCGCCGGAUCGUCCAGGUUUGGCGCGGGAGAAGGCCGCACCUCGCACUUCCUCAGCACCAUCAAGGGGCUCGGCUCGCGCAGAGGCGCCGCCAGUCCAGCCGAGCGCAAGGCGACGCCAACGAUCUCCGGCCCGAUGGCGCUCGGCUCGCCUUCGCUCAACUCACUCUCGUCCGACGUGACAGAGGGCGGCUUUGCAGCCGAGCAAGCUGCCAUGACGACGUCUGGCUGGGCCAGCAUGGUGCCGGCCGAGGUGCUGAGCUCGCUGUCGGACAAGGAGCGCAAGCGGCAAGAGGCCAUCUUUGAGUUCAUCGCGACAGAGAGCACGCAUGUGCGCGACCUGCAGAUCAUCGUCGAGGUCUUCUUCAACGAGAUGCAUGCCUCGGGCCUGCUCAGCGCCAAGGCCUCGCGCGUCGUCUUUGCCAACGUGGAGGAGGUGCUGCUGGCGGCCGUGUCGCUGCUGUCGGACCUCGAGACGCGGCAGCGCAUGGAGGUGUACGUGUCGAGCAUCAGCGACAUUCUGGCGCGGCACAUGCCGGCCAUGCAGGUUUACCUGCCCUACUGCGUCAACCAGACGUCGGCGGCGCAGAUCCUGCAGAGCGAGCGGCAGCGCAACCCGGCGAUCGACGCUCAGCUGCAGACGCUGCGCCGUGAGCAUCCGGCGGCACGGGGGCUGGACCUUUCGAGCUUCCUCCUGAUACCCAUGCAACGCCUCACGCGCUACCCUCUGCUCAUCUCGCAGAUCGAGCGCUACACCGAGCCCGACGUGGGCGAUGCCGAGGCGCUGCACUCUGCGCUGCGCAUGUCCGAGUCGAUUCUGAACAAGACAAACGAGGCGAUCCGCGAGCGCGAGACGCGCGAGCGGCUGCACGCCAUCUCGGAGGAUCUCUGGGUCGGCAAGGCGGCGCGCCUCGACCUGACCAAGGACACGCGGGCGAUGGGUCCGCGGCGCAUCGUGCGCGAGGACGUGCUGACCAAGGCCAAGUCGGGGCGCAAGCUGACGGCCGUGCUGUGCUCGGACCUGCUCGUGCUGCUCAGCGAGCGCAAGCUGUACCGCAUGCCCAUGCCGCUCGAGGAGCUCGUCGUGCGCGAGGUGCCCGCUGGCCUGACUGGUCGCGACGACCUCGCCUUCCAGCUCGUGCACGGCGGCACGGACAAGAUCAACCUCCGCGCCAGCUCGCCGCGUGCGUGCCACGCCUGGAUGCAGGCCAUCAACGAGGCGCGCUCGGCAUGCCUCGAGGCAUCGAUGCGAGCGCCGCGGCAGGCUCGCCACUCGGGCGCGGCAGUCUCGGUGUUCUAGAGGUUCCCACACCCCCUCGUCUGCUCGAAUGAGCCCUUCCUCUCCAUGCAACGCAUGCAUACCUGCACCCGUGCAGCCCUGUGCUCCGCUGCGCCGGCGGCAUGCACCCUCGCUUGCGGAG
This is a messenger RNA of Tilletiopsis washingtonensis, 6625 nucleotides long. RefSeq lists its product as hypothetical. The record is from RefSeq and is a predicted model, not a curated record. Gene Ontology annotation, biological process: intracellular signal transduction; positive regulation of Rho protein signal transduction. Bases 103 to 6504 code for a protein of 2133 amino acids. The transcript is spliced from 9 exons. Gene Ontology annotation, molecular function: calcium ion binding; actin binding; guanyl-nucleotide exchange factor activity. NCBI's taxonomy places the organism in Eukaryota, Fungi, Basidiomycota, Exobasidiomycetes, Entylomatales.